AUGGUAGAGGCAAAGGGGUUGUCACCCGACCACCCAAUGUAUGAUAGAGCAUCUUACAUGAAACUGAAUAUGUUGACCAUAUUAUGGCUUCUCGCAGAUGAGGAUCAAAAUAAGUCGAUAAAUCUGAGUGAAUGGUGCAUUUUCUGGGAUAAUUUUGCCGUCCAAUACAACAAGCAAAACUACACACCUUUUUGGUACAAAGAAUUCAUGGCAGUGACUUUUUUCAUAAUGGAUAAGAAUGGUGAUGAACUGAUAGAUGCUAGCGAUUUUGUUUCAUAUUACUGUGAAACACACAAACUUCCCCUGGAGAUAGUAAAAACUGCAUACAAGAAGAUUACCUCUGAUAGGUAUAACGUGUCAAAUACAAUAUCUUUCCGGGAUGGAGAAUCAGAAAUUAAUCUGGAUAUGUUCCAAGAGAUGAUGCUGGGGUUCACAGUUUCUAAGGAUAUGGGACACCCGGGAAAUAUUUUAGGAGAAAUGAUGGUCAAUGGCCGUUUAGAAAGGAUGGCGAAGAACAUGAAAGAUGAUCCCUUUUGGAUGUCUAAAAUGAGGCAUCAGUUUUACACGUGGUUUGAUUGUAGUCGAGAUGGAGUUAUUCAAAAGAAGGAUUUCGAAUAUAUAUUACAGGGGGUCGUACGUUCUAAGGGUUGGGCUCAUAGAAGUCCAUUGUGGAAGAGAGUCGAGGACAUGAAAAACAACUUCUGGGCGGAACUAAAAAGGGCUGGAGAUACGGACAAAGACGACCAGAUAACUAUAACCGAAUGGUGUGGCUUUUGGUCAGAUUUUGCAACGAAUUACAAUACUGAUGGGGAAUUACCUUUUUGGUACUCUGAAUUCCUCCAAGUAAAUUUUUGGCUUUAUGACACGAAUGGAGAUGGCUGGAUAGAUAGGGAUGAGUUUAUCGCGGCUUACAAUGGAAUGUAUGGCAUCCCCCUUAACAUAGUGGAAGCUACAUUCUCGAAUAUAACAAAGGAUGAAGAACUAAACUUGGAUAUCAACCUUUUCCGGGAGAUGAUGGUUGGAUUCACAGUUUCCACGGAUAUGAAAAAUCCUGGAAACAUUUUAGGAGAAAUGUUGGUCAGGCUAGUCGGUUAUGAAACUGAAUUUGAACGCACUGAGUUCUGGGAGGAAAAACAUCGACACGAGUUUUAUGUCUGGUUCGAUCAAAACAGAAAUGGAGUUGUUGAAAAAACGGAUUUUCAUAAACACGCUAUGAAUAUUAUUGCAUUGACUAAGUGGUCAGAGGGCAGUCCUAUGUGGGUAAGAUGUUUUGACACCAUGCGCGACCUUUGGAGGGAGCUCAAACGCAGUGCAGAUACAAACUAUGACAAAAAGGUGACAGUUGACGAAUGGCUUGAUUCUAUGGAGAAUAUGUGCAGGGAAAUUAAAGCAAAGACCAGGAAAAUACCUUAUUGGUAUAGUAGUUACCUCGACCUUUACUUUGAUGUGUUUGACAGUCUUGGGAACGGCGAUGGGUGGAUAACGAAAGACGAAUUCGUGUCAGCUUAUCGGCCAUUCAAAAUUCCAGAUGACGUAAUUGAAAAAUGCUUCGAUGAUAUGACAUAUGGUGGACGUAUUGCUAUGGAUCGCGAAUUCUGGAAUACGUGUAGCAUUCAGUUUUCAACCUCGACUGAUAUGAACUCUCCUGGAAAUAUUCUCGGCAAGAUGCUGAUAGGAAAAUAUAAUUAA
Molecule: messenger RNA, 1689 nt
Organism: Owenia fusiformis
Lineage: Eukaryota; Metazoa; Annelida; Polychaeta; Sabellida; Oweniidae
Source: the annotation of a GenBank genome assembly